Messenger RNA from Epinephelus fuscoguttatus (brown-marbled grouper), 1728 nucleotides. RefSeq names its product protein eva-1 homolog C. Gene Ontology annotation, molecular function: carbohydrate binding. Lineage: Eukaryota; Metazoa; Chordata; Actinopteri; Perciformes; Serranidae. The record is from RefSeq and is a predicted model, not a curated record.
UGACCCACUGACCGCUCUCUCCCAGGCAGUCAAUCGCACCACAAGCCACCACAACAAAACCCAGAGGUCUGUCAUGCAGGAUAUGCACAAUGACAGUACCAUGGAUUACUGCUUGUUCUCAUCUCUUCUUUUGGCACUGAAGAUUCCCACCGCACACUCAGCUCCCGAUUUCUCUCUUUAUCUUCACACCAUCCUGAAGAACCACACAGCUCAUGCUUGUGAGGGAGACAUGCUCAUCAUCGAGUGUCCCUCCAGGACGUCUGUGGCCGUCCUCUCAGCUUUCUACGGACGCCGUGUUCCUAAUCAGCAUCUAUGUCCCUCUGCAAACACAAACACAACCACAACUGUGGACGAGGAUACAGAGUGUACUUCUCCAGUUGCUGUUGAGAAAGUGCUGUCAGAGUGUCAGGAUCGGCGGUCCUGUCAUAUCCCUGUCUUCAGUCCAGUGUUUGGGCAGGACCCCUGUCCUCUCACCACCAAGUACCUUCUAGUCUCCUACAAGUGCAGACCAGAGCACCACCGCACGAGGCUGGUGUGUGAAAAUGAACGUCUGAGGCUGAUGUGUAAAAACGAGACCGUCCUGGCAAUCUACUCGGCCACGUUUGGACACCUGCUGCACGGCAGUCCUUACUGUCCUCAGGAACCUGGAUCACACAUUGACAUGGAGUGUUUGUCACCUUCGGCUCUGAGGAAGGUGUCACGCAGGUGUCACGGCAGAGCAAACUGCUCACUACUAGCCGAUACUCUAACCUUCGGGGACCCAUGUUUCCCUGGCACCAGGAAACACCUGCGGGUGUCCUUCACAUGUGUGCCCCGGUAUCUUCUGGAAGAUGUUGGUCGAGGGUCAACGGAUCCUUUCAUGAUCUCAGACUACACACACGGUGGAUGGUACACUGGCCCCACCUACAGGCCUCAAAACGUGCUAACCAACUCUCUGGAGAUCAUUGAAAAAAUAUUGGAGCUCCCAGAGCGAGUGGCUCUGUACUUUGUCUCUGGCAUCUGUGCUGGUCUGGUGUUCCUGCUCUGCCUGUUUGGUAUACGCUCCACACUAGUGAGGGAUGUGAAAGGUCUGGUGUCUGACCUGAAGGAUGAGCUGAAAGCUUCUCGCAGACAGCGCAAGGGGCUCAUGGAGGACCUCUUUGACGAUGACAUCUCAGACACAUCAUCCUUCCGUCGCCUCACACAAUCCUACCGCGCUACAGAAAUCCUCAAUCCGUCCACUUUGACAGUGGAGAUGGUCGAUCGUGGGGUGGAACAGACGAGGGAUCUGCCCAACGGAGACAUGUGGCCACAUCGAGACUCCAGCCCUUACGCCAUUCAUAAGAUUAAAACCUACAACAACUGAGAGAAGUCACACGUAUCAGUCAGUGUAGAGCUAAAAAAUCUGUUUGUCAUGACAUUUAAAUUGGACUGAAAUUACACACAGAGGUUUAUUUUACUUUUAAAACAAUGUAACUGUGCUUCUUUAUCCUUGUAUUGUCACUCAUGAACAAGUGACUCUAAACAGUAAAGAGUGAAAUAUACAAGGUCUUAAUGUGUUAGAUUAAUUACAAUCAUUAAGAUUAACAUCAGAUGAUUUGUUUGGUAAAUUAAUCCAAAAGCAAAUUAAAUGAAGUAACAGUGGGGCCAAAAAUGUAUCCCUAGCUAUCUUUCUGCCGACAUUUGUUUUGGUUCUAAGACAUUGUGUAAAAAUGUUGAGACCAGUAUAUACUGUACAUUAUAAAACAA